Molecule: messenger RNA, 1083 nt
Organism: Parastagonospora nodorum SN15
Lineage: Eukaryota; Fungi; Ascomycota; Dothideomycetes; Pleosporales; Phaeosphaeriaceae
Exons: 1
Coding region: 1-1083 (360 amino acids)
Source: RefSeq, a predicted model, not a curated record
AUGAAGCUCCCCACUGAGCUCCUCUUCCUCGCAUCUCUCCUCCUGUACCCCACAGCAAGCGCUCCAACGCCCUCGAUCAAUCGACGGUCCGCAUCCUUCCCCUCUCUACGCGGCCUCACGGCUCUCGAACACGACUACUCCAAUUCCGAAGCGUUCUCACAUCCUACCAAAUUCUUCCACGAAUCGACGUUCAGCCACCACUACGAUGGGCGCUUCGCAUCGGCCGAGUUACCACACCACUCGCGGCAGUUCCACCUGCGACUGAUGCUACGAGCAUAUACAGAAGCGAUGGCGCGCAUAGGCAUAAGAACAUGGCUCAUGCACGGCUGUCUACUCGGAUGGUGGUGGAACGCCAGACUCAUGCCCUGGGACACGGAUCUUGACUUCAUGGUCGACGAGCCCGGCAUCGACCAGCUCGGGAACUGGUGGAACAUGACGAUCCACCACUUCACCAGCGCUGAGCUCGAUCUGCAUACCGACCCCUCGCCAGACGCGGGCGUCCUGCUCGCCGACGACCAAGGCCUGAGCCUCAAGAAGCUGCAAGAAGACGUCAUUCGCGUAGGCGGCAAGAAAUACCUCUUGGAAAUCAAUCCACAUGCCGCGAAUGCGUCGACGAGAGACACCGAGAAUGUUAUUGAUGCAAGAUGGAUCGACACCGCUACGGGUUUGUUCAUCGACAUAACUACCGUCCACAUCCAACCUGUAUCCAUGGACCCCUACGCCGACGCAGCCUUGUUCAACACCGCCGACGACCAGGAACUCUAUACCAAAGACCAGCACGCGUAUUCCUCAAGCCAGAUCUACCCCUUGCGCGAAUCGAAGCUGGAAAAUGUGUCCGUCAAGAUUCCCUUCUUGUACGAGGAAUUGCUGCUGGAGGAAUACGGCAAGAAGGCGCUGACGCGGACGUGGUUCCAUGGGUGGAAGUUUGAUAAGGAGAGGAUGCAGUGGAUUAUGGAUGGCGCGGAGGAGGUGGUGACGAAGUAUACGGGCGAGGGGUACAAGGGGAAGGGCAGGGAGAAGGAGUAUAUGAGGCUUGCAGGGGAGGAAGCUGAGGUUGGGUUGGAUGAUUUUAAUGGGGUUUGA